This is a messenger RNA of Pomacea canaliculata, 1905 nucleotides long. Its product is annotated as aminoacyl tRNA synthase complex-interacting multifunctional protein 2-like. The transcript is spliced from 4 exons. The record is from RefSeq and is a predicted model, not a curated record. The coding region runs from base 525 to 1820 and encodes 431 amino acids. Lineage: Eukaryota; Metazoa; Mollusca; Gastropoda; Architaenioglossa; Ampullariidae. Gene Ontology annotation, cellular component: aminoacyl-tRNA synthetase multienzyme complex.
UUUUUUUUCCCUUUGAAACCACUGGUAACAUCUUAAAGAAAAUAAACAUAAAAAAAUUGAGCAUGUUCCCAGUAAAUAUAUACCUGCCAAACAUACCUCUUGAACAAUUCAUAAUAGAAUAAGAAAGGAAUAUUCCUGCCAAAAUUGUAUUGGGAAUCGACAAACAGAGUGGAUUUGAUUAGGUUUCACCCACUGCCUGCCUGCCACACACACACACAGAGCGAUUGGAGAGAAAAAGGGGAGAUUUUCUCAGAACUUGCUUGCAUUGCAACCUUUCAUUGCAAGAACUCAGGGACUGGAGGAGCAGAUGUGUAGGAGGGGAGGGGUGAAGCAUUCUUGUGUGAUUCAGCAGAACAGCAUACUCCAGGAAAGGAGAAACAUUCAGAUCUCUUCUCUGUGAGAGGUAAGCCAGGUAUGCCUUGCGACAGAGAUACUUUGAUACUCAGAAAAGGUGGCUGCAGACUUGGAAUUGCACUAGCUGAUUUGGUUGAAGAGGCCUAUCACAAAAUAAACAAUUUACAAAUAUGGGAAAUGUUAUGUCAAGGUGUACACAUGGGAUCAGCCUAGCUCUGCAGAAGUGUCGGUUGCAGAAAAAAAACUCGGAGGCAGGGACGUUGAAAGAAAGAAAGAAUCAUGUAGAAUGGUGUGACCAGAUAAAGACACACGAAGAAGAAAUACAAACUGUUCCUGAAAGUGGACAACAGGUUGUUGGGAUGCCAGUCACCAGUCAUGCAGCUUUUGAAAACAUUUCAGAAGGAGAAAAAAAAAGUCUUUUCUUGUGCAGUGACAUUGAGUGCAGAAAUACUAAUGGGUCUCCAGGAGAAUGUUUCCAGCAUUCAAAUUUGCUAUUAGAUAAAUUGGCUGGGGAAGAGAGUUUAAUAACUGAAGAUACUUUGCCUGUUGUGAAGAAAAGUGCAGCACACACAAGCACACAGGCACACAUCAGCUCAGGAGAAGUGAAGACAUCUGCAAAUCAGAAUGAUGAAGAGGGCCAUAUUUCUGAGCAAAUCAAAGUGCUUGUACAGCGACAAGAGAAAGUGUUACAUGAUCUGCAGGCUUUGCAAGGAGCUGUCCAAACCAUUGCACAGAAACAAGGUGUAGACCUCACAGAACUUACAGAGUCAUCGCCAGUCCCUUCCCGAAGCUCAAGUUUGGUCACAACCUCUGUUUCUGAAAUAUCUCCUUUACAGGAAGGCAAAUUUCAGGAAAUAGUCGUGAGUGCUGACCCAACCAAUGUGCCUCUGUCUUUGCUGGUGCUGCUGAAGCAACUGUCUGCCCAGUAUAGGGUACUUACCAACACCUUUGUUCACUCAUCGGCCAUCAACACACCAGAAAAUCUGCGCAGAUUUCUUUCCAAUGGCAUACAGCAAGGUUCACGCAGUGACUACCAGUUGUCAGUCAGCAUCAUUUGGAAGAAAGAUCCAGAUGGGCCACGAUUGAUGGUUAACCCAACUCGACAGACUUCUGUCAGAGGAGAGGCCAACAUUGCUCGGUAUUUGGCUCGUCUGCUUCAGCCAGCUUAUGAUGCAGGGGACAUCAUCAAAGCAACGCAGAUUGAUGAGCUGCUUGAUCUGGCUCAACUGCAGGUGAUUUGUGGCAACAACAAGGAGCGCGCUGCUGCACUGCGAACUCUGAAUGCUCGCUUAGGGAAGUCACAGUGGUUGGUGGAUUCACUGCCUACUGUAGCUGAUGUGGUGUUGUGGUCUGCUCUCCAGACCACAUGUUUAGCUGCUGAUGCUCCUGCCAAUGUCAAAAAAUGGCUUAAAGGCUGUGCAGAGUUGGUAUGGUUUCAGGAGGCUAUCCAGUUUAUGUCUUCUUGAUUCAGUAGUAAAAGAGAUUGAUUUCUGACAUUAAUGUAACUCUUAAGCAGGUGAUUUUCAAAAUUUAAAAACCUUGGAGUUAAAA